AGGAGCUGCUCAUCGGCGAGGACACUCGCGUGGACCCCGUGCAGAUCACCGCCCUUCUCGGCAAGGCGGAGGCGUUCGCGGGCGAGGCCGCGGCCGAGCCGAGGCUCUGGAGGGGCCCCUUCCCGAGCGCCCUCUUCUCGGAGAUGGUUGCGCUCGCGAGGACGAUGAGCAAGGAGGUGAUUUGCAUCCACACCGUCGUCUGCGAGAAGAAGCAAAACCACGACGGCAGUUUCGCAACGAAGGAGUGGUUCAAGCGCCUGCUCGCAGACAGGGACUCCGGAUGGUCAGCACAAAUUGCGGAAAUCCUCAAGGAGGCAGAUGCCACCCGCGACAUGGUCGAGAAGGUUGAGGAGCUGAAUGGCAAGAAGGUGCCAACAUCGAUCCCAAAACUAAGACGGCUUCACAACAUCGAGUGGGAGUUGGGCAGCCUCAGGCUAUACCAAUCUGGCUUGGCCACUACCAGGGUCAAGGAGAUGGCUUCAGAGACGUCGAGCCUGGUUGAAGAUGAGUUUGCGCAGACGAAUUUCAUCUACGGGUGUUUGCAAAACAUCAAGGCUGUCAACCGCAGUAUGCAGCUACAGAUGGUCAAGAACGGGGUGUGAUGUGGAGAUGUUCAAUAACGGGAUGGAGGAAGACCUCAACUUGCAUCUGGUAAUUUAGCGGAGGUGAGCGGGUAUAAUUGAAACAUGCACUGUAAAAGUGAUCCUGGUGAAGGUUCGUUUGGGAUAUUUGCUUCACUUCUUGAGGAUCGAUUGGCGGAGUGCGGGGGAGGAGGCGGGGGGCAGUUCGUGUUUCGGGGGUGGGUAGACGCAGUACCGUUGUCUAGGCCAAUGUCCAGGGCAGUCCUGGUCCACGAAGCUGGCGCCACGAACAAGGAGCUGCGUGUUGAGCACGAUGGAGCACUCGCGUGCAGGUGUACAGAAGCCCCGCCGCCUUCUGAGAAGGCCUGCCCCCUCUCCCACUUCCCCCAGGCGCGCCGCCGAUACAGAGGUUCGCUCUCGCCCUGCAGAUCAAACAUUGUUCCCCUGCCGCUGGCACAUUCGUAGCCGCUGCAAGCCACGGCGCGUGCCCGCAGACGUGGCCCGCGUCGUGGCGCAGGGAGGCACGCGGGGCCGCCGUGCCCGCCGCGGGGCGGCUGCCCUCAGAGACUGUACGCUGCGCCUCUCCUCCUCCUCCUCCUCCUCCUCCUCCUCCUCCUCCUCCUCCUCCUCCUCCUCCUGGGGUGCUCCCAGAGCUCGACGGUCCCGCCUUUGCCAGUGGAGCUGCCGUUCACCUUGUCCAUCCAUCUUGGCAAUCCCCAGGUCAUCCCCAGGGAGCGAAGGUCAGCGCGCUUCGCGCAUCGCGGCUCGGCGGGUUGAGCAGGCGCCCCUCCUCAGGACGGCGGCGCGAGGGCGCCGAGUCAUGCGCGCGUCGCGCAUCGCGGGGCGCCCUGCGCGAAGUUAGGCGACCUAGAAUCCAGAUCGUUGGUGCUUCCGUGGGGUUGCCCAGACACCGAUUCGGAGUUGGCCGGACACCAACCUCGCGUUCUCCGGUCCGCCCGACCCGACCCGACCGGCCAGUCCGC
Messenger RNA from Prorocentrum cordatum, 1564 nucleotides. Lineage: Eukaryota; Dinophyceae; Prorocentrales; Prorocentraceae. The record is from the annotation of a GenBank genome assembly.